This is a messenger RNA of Nannospalax galili (Upper Galilee mountains blind mole rat), 3834 nucleotides long. It is a transcript of the gene Gli1, whose product is annotated as GLI family zinc finger 1. Bases 490 to 3807 code for a protein of 1105 amino acids. Gene Ontology annotation, biological process: regulation of transcription by RNA polymerase II; smoothened signaling pathway. The transcript is spliced from 13 exons. Gene Ontology annotation, cellular component: nucleus. Lineage: Eukaryota; Metazoa; Chordata; Mammalia; Rodentia; Spalacidae. The record is from RefSeq and is a predicted model, not a curated record. Gene Ontology annotation, molecular function: DNA-binding transcription factor activity, RNA polymerase II-specific; RNA polymerase II cis-regulatory region sequence-specific DNA binding.
CUAGCAUCUAGCCACCCCACCUCAUCUAGAACCGGCCAGAAGGAGGGAUAUAGAAGCGAAGUGAGCGGGAAGUUGCGGCGCGCCAGUGGAUAGAGCGAGAAAAAGUUUUUGCAAAAGGAAAAAAAAGUUUGCGCUUCUCGCGGGUGGUCCCGGCUCUCAGCCCUGCCGGCUGGGCCGGCGCGAGGGCUGGGGGCCAGGUUGGGGGGGGUGGGGAGGCAUUGAAGCUGCGUUGCCCUGGCCCUGUCGCCCCCCCCCUCGCGGCCGACCCCCCGCCCCAGACCAGUUUCCAGUCCUGGACCAAGCAUCCCGAGUCCUGCGCCUCGACGGAGUCUGUGUCUGUCUCGGCUCUCUUUGUCUCCGCCUCUCCCACAUAUUAGAAACAUCUUCCUUUCAUGAAGUUGGGAUGAAGAGGCUGUUGGGACGGCCGGUUGGAGGUCUGCGUGGUAGAGAGGGGAACUCCAGUGUUCCCACAUCCUCCUCUGAGAAACCAUGUUCAACUCAGUGACCCCACCACCAGUCAGUAACUAUGGUGACCCGUGCUGUCUCCGUUCCCUCCCCAGCCAAGGGGUCCCCAACAUGGGGACAGAAGGGCUGUCUGGCUUGCCCUUUUGCCAUCAAGCCAAUUUCAUGUCGGGUCCCCAAGGUUAUGAGUCUACCAGAGAGACCAACAGCAGCACUGAGGGGCCAUUAUUUCCUCCUCCCCGGAGUGUAGUCAAGUUGGCCAAGAAGCGGGCACUUUCCAUCUCACCUCUCUCAGAUGCCAGCCUGGACCUGCAGACAGUUAUCCGAACCUCACCCAGCUCCCUCGUGGCCUUCAUCAACUCACGCUGCACAUCUCCAGGAGGUUCCUAUGGCCAUCUCUCCAUUGGCACCAUGAGCCCAUCACUAGGAUUCCCAUCCCAGAUGAAUCACCAAAAAGGGACCUCACCUUCCUUCGGGGUCCAGCCCUGUGUUCCACAUGACUCCACUCGGGGUGGAAUGAUGCUGCAUCCGCAGUCCCGAGGACCACACCCAACCUGCCAGAAGCUGAAGUCAGAGCUGGACCUGCUGGUUGGCAAGUGCCCAGAGGAGCCUUUGGAAGGUGACAUGUCUAGCCCCAACUCCACAGGCACACAGGAUCCCCUGCUGGGGAUGCUGGAUGGGAGAGAGGACUUGGAGAGAGAGGAAAAGCCUGAGCCUGAGUCUGUGUAUGAGACUGACUGCCGAUGGGAUGGCUGCAGCCAGGAGUUUGACUCCCAGGAGCAGCUGGUCCACCACAUCAACAGUGAGCAUAUCCAUGGGGAACGGAAGGAGUUCGUGUGCCAUUGGGGGGGCUGCUCCAGGGAGCUGAGGCCCUUCAAAGCCCAGUACAUGUUGGUGGUGCACAUGCGCAGACACACGGGCGAGAAACCACACAAGUGCACGUUUGAAGGGUGUCGGAAAUCAUACUCACGACUUGAAAACCUGAAGACGCAUCUUCGGUCACACACGGGUGAGAAACCUUACAUGUGUGAGCACGAGGGCUGCAGCAAAGCCUUCAGCAACGCCAGCGACCGCGCCAAGCAUCAGAAUCGAACCCACUCUAAUGAGAAGCCCUAUGUGUGCAAGCUCCCUGGCUGUACCAAGCGCUAUACAGACCCCAGCUCACUCCGAAAACAUGUCAAGACGGUACAUGGUCCUGAUGCUCAUGUGACCAAGCGGCAUCGAGGGGAUGGCCCCUUGCCACGGGCACCAUCCCUUUCCACAGUGGAGCCCAAGCGAGAAAGAGAAGGAGGGCCCAUCAGGGAAGAGAGCAGACUGGCUGUGCCCGAGGGUGCCAUGAAGCCACAGCCAAGCCCUGGAGCACAGUCUUCCUGUAGCAGUGACCACUCUCCGGCAGGCAGUGCAGCCAAUACUGACAGCGGAGUGGAAAUGACUGGCAAUGCGGGGGGCAGCACCGAGGACCUGUCCAGCUUGGACGAAGGGCCUUGUGUUGCUAGCACUGGACUCUCUACUCUUCGCCGCCUUGAGAACCUCAGGCUGGACCAGCUGCAUCAACUCCGGCCAACAGGUCCCCGGGGUCUCAAACUGCCCAGCUUGACCCAUACUGUCACACCUGUGUCACGCCGUCUGGGCCCCCCAGUCUCCCUUGACCGUCGCAGCAGCAGCUCCAGCAGCAUUAGUUCUGCUUAUACUGUCAGCCGCCGCUCCUCCCUGGCCUCCCCUUUCCCUCCUGGAUCCCCACCAGAGAAUGGAGCACCCUCCCUGCCUGGCCUCAUGCCUGCCCAGCAUUACAUGCUCCGGGCAAGAUCCGUUUCAGCCAGGGGGAGUGGUACUCCACCCACUACAGCACCCAGCCUGGACCGAAUGGGGGGUCUUCCUGCACCACCUUGGAGAAACCGAGCUGAAUAUCCAGGAUACAACCCCAAUGUAGGGGUCACCCGGAGGGCCAGUGACCCAGCCCGGGCUGCUGACCGCCCUGCUCCAGCCAGAGUCCAGCGGUUCAAGAGCUUGGGCUGUGUCCACACAACCCCUAGUGUGGCAACAGGAGGACAGAACUUUGAUCCCCACCUCCCAACCUCUGUCUAUUCACCACAGCCUCCCAGCAUCACUGAGAACAUUGCCAUGGAUAAUAGAGAGCUUCGGGAGGAGCCAGAGGUUGGAACUUCCAUGAUGGGCAGUGGUUUGAACCCAUACAUGGACUUUUCAUCUGCUGAUACUCUGGGAUAUGGGGGACCUGAGGGGACAGCAGCUGGGCCUUAUGGAGCUAGUGGUCCAGGUUCCCUGCCUCUUGGGCCUGGUCCACCUAUAAAUUUUGGCUCUGGCCCCUGUCCUCAGCAGGUCUCCUAUCCUGACCCCACCCCAGAAACAUGGGGUGAGUUCCCUUCCCACUCUGGGAUGUACCCAGGCACUAAGGUUCCAGGUGGAGCCUAUAGCCAGUGUCCUCAACUUGAACAUUAUGGACAAGUGCAGGUGAAGCCAGAACAAGGGUGCCCAGUAGAGUCUCACUCCACUAGACUGGCACCCUGCCUCAAUGCUCACCCCAGUGAGGGGCCUCCAUGCUUGCAACCUCCAUUCUCUCACUAUCCCCAACCUCCUCCUCCCCAGUAUCCCCAGUCAAGUCCCUAUCCCCAGCCUCCUUCUAGUUACCUUUCUUCAGAGCCCAGGCCUGGCCUGGAUUUUGAGUCCCCCUCUCAUUCCACAGGACAGCUCAAAGCUCAGCUUAUGUGUAAUUAUGUUCAGUCUCAACAGGAAUUGCUGUGGGAGGGCAGAGGCCAGGAAGGGCCCCCCAUCCAAGAACCUCCUUAUGAAGGCCCCAAGUUUCUUGGGGGUUCCCAGGUUAAUCCAAGUCCUACCAAAGCCCCAAUGGCUACGUAUGGACCUGGCUUUGCACCUACCUUGCCCAAUCAUAAAUCAGGCUCCUAUCCCACCCCUUCACCAUGUCAUGAAACUUUUGCAUUGGGGAUAAACAGGCCUUCCCAUAGGGCAGAAGCGCCACCUCGGCUUCUGCCUCCAUUACCCCCUUGCUAUGGGCCCCUCAAGGUGGGGGGUGCCAAUCCCAGCUGUGGCCACCCUGAAGUAGGCAGGCUAGGAGCAGGUCCUGCCUUGUACCCUCCUCCUGAAGGGCAGGUGUGUAACCCUCUGGACUCUCUUGAUCUAGACAACACUCAGCUGGACUUUGUGGCUAUUCUGGAUGAGGCCCAGGGGCUGAGUCCUUCCCAUGAGCAAGGGGACAGCUCUGAACAUACCCCACCUUCCUCUGGGCCCCCCAACAUGGCUGUGGGUAACAUGAGUGUCUUACUGGGAUCUUUACCUGGAGAGACACAAUUCCUCAACUCUAGUGCCUAAGAGGACACCAAGGUCCAAUCAGAUCAU